Molecule: messenger RNA, 1746 nt
Organism: Ambispora gerdemannii
Lineage: Eukaryota; Fungi; Glomeromycota; Glomeromycetes; Archaeosporales; Ambisporaceae
Source: the annotation of a GenBank genome assembly
AUGUCGAAUAAGACGGGUAAUGUCGAGGUAACAAAAAAUCCCAAAGCUCCCUAUGUUAGCUACUAUCCUCUCAUGAUCCUUGCGUUUCUCGUGGAAUGGAUUCCCGGGUUAUCCAAAUAUUUUUUUUACGAUUCGAGUCUUGCCGAUUUACGAAAAUUCAAAUAUGAAGAUUCAUUGACUAGCAUCCCGCUUCCACUGCCAAAAGAAAAAUUCGGGCUUAAUAAACUUGAGCACCACCCAGUUGUUGGAUUGGAAAUUUUUGAUGAAAAAGGAAUUGGCCCUGAAUCUAUUGGAAACACUGGAUAUUUGACAGCAUGGCAUUUUCGUAAAGCGUAUCUGUCUGGUUGUAUUACUCCUUUACAAAUGGCAGAAAGAUUACUUGAGAGAAUUGAGGCUGCACAUACUUGUGCAUCUCUCACAGAACCAUCAAUCGAAGGUUUUUAUCAAUAUGAAAAGGAUGAAAUUCUAAAACAAGCGGAAGAAUCCACCGCUCGAUAUGCUCAAAAAAAAUCACUGGGUCCACUUGAUGGUGUUCCUAUUGGCGUGAAAGAUGAAAUGGAUGUUAAGGGGUUUGAAACACGCGUCGGAACGGUUUUUAUUAAUCGUGGAAAUAAAGCGCAACGAGAUGCAACGCUUGUUCAUCGAUUGAGAGAGCAAGGUGCAAUAAUUGCUGGAAAAACUAGUAUGCAUGAACUAGGAAUGGACAUUACAGGAAACAAUCCGAAGGCAAAGACACCAAGAAAUCCCUACGAUCCAAAUCACUAUGGUGGAGGAUCUAGUGGUGGUAGUGCAGCAAUUGUAGCAUCUGGACUUUGCCCUAUUGCUAUCGGGUGCGAUGGUAGUGGAUCAAUAAGAGUACCGGCAUCAUUCUGUGGGGUUUAUGGUCUAAAGCCAACAACGGGACGAGUUUCUAUGACAGGAGAAUUUCCAAUGGCGUGGACGUGUUCGGUACCUGGACCACUCGCCUCAAGUGCAGAUGAUUUGGCUUUAACUUAUUACGCGAUUGCAGGAAAAGAUCCCGAGGACCCAAUUACUUAUCAUCAACCUUCACCAACUCUUUACGGUUUCUAUUUGACCCAUACACUCUCCGAUCUAAAGAUCGGUAUAUACCCUGCGUGGAAUCGACAAGUGGUGAAUCCUGCUAUAACAACUGUAUUGCAUGAAUUUAUUGAUGCUUUCAAACUUCGAGGAGCUCAAUUUGUCGAAAUUGAGAUACCAGAAUUAGACGAAGCGCGAAAUGCGCUGCAAAUUUUAGUCACGUCGGAAAUUCAUUCUAGUUUGAAUCGAUUUAAAGAACAUCGAACUAAAACAAGUUACACAAAUCGUAUUGUUCAUUGUAUUUUGGACCAUUUGACUGCUUCUGAUUACAUACAAGCUCAACAAGUUAGAACACGAAGCAUGCGUUACGUAUCAGAUUUAUUCGAAAAUAGCGUGGAUUUAAUCCUGACACCAACCGCCAGCAUCACUGCACCUCAAAUUUAUCCACGUUCCUUACUUCACGGCGAACUAAACACGGAUGUCACCGGCAAUGGUAUGCGUUACAUACAAUUGGCGAAUUUGACCGGAAUUCCUGGAAUCAAUGUGCCCGCCGGCUACGACGAAAAAGGACUGCCAAUUGGGUUACAGUUUAUGGCGAAAUGGUAUAAUGAGGCUUUGCUGUUGAGAGUUGCUAAAACGUCGCAGGAGAUAUUGGGUGAUCAGAGAAAACAACCAAGGGAAGGGCUGUGGUUUGGUGAUUUGUUAUAG